This is a messenger RNA of Aspergillus welwitschiae, 688 nucleotides long. RefSeq lists its product as uncharacterized. The annotation marks the transcript as partial. NCBI's taxonomy places the organism in Eukaryota, Fungi, Ascomycota, Eurotiomycetes, Eurotiales, Aspergillaceae. The record is from RefSeq and is a predicted model, not a curated record. The transcript is spliced from 2 exons.
CCUCAGGGCAGAUCAGGCAAUAUAUGGAUGAAAUGGCUAUAUACGCAAAGUGGAAUAUUACCUAUUCAAGUAGGUGAGAUAUGAGCGACCGAGAGACCCGGCACGCAUACACACAUACACCCACUUCAACUUACUCAACCCGACCGAAGAGGGACGGGCGAGCCGAUGAACGAACCCACCACUUCACCCUACCCAAAGAGGAAAUGAAAAUGGAAAUGGAAAUGAAAUGAAUCAAGAGUGGGCGGUGCAUACGUAUUGGGUUACUUUAUCUUUUCAUAUUUUGUACAUAAUGGGAUUGAUUGACAAGCUCGUCGCUCGAAAGCAUAGACUCCAUACUGGGACGGGGCCUUCAAUUACGGAGUAUGGUAUACGACAGCCACCAGCAGCAGCCUCAAUCAGAUACGAUGAUUGAUGAUGAUCCAAAUGAAUAUCUAUGGUAGAUACGCCGUGAAGGUUAUGGCUGUGCUAAAGGCAACUUAGAUAGCCUUCGCUUAGCGGUGCGCCUGUCGGGAAAAUCGCCCUGAGCUUAAACGAGCACAUCAUGACCGGAAAGGGAUAUUUCGACGAAUACUGACUUGUUGGCUGUUGGGUCCCGACCCGACUGACCCGACCCGACCGACCGAUCAUGUUCUUGUUUCUUUCUAAUUUCUUGGAUGUUUGUGAGGCGAAGGGAAGGGGGUGAAAAAAG